This is a messenger RNA of Cimex lectularius (bed bug), 5597 nucleotides long. RefSeq names its product serine/threonine-protein kinase 10 (gene Slik). The coding region runs from base 641 to 4660 and encodes 1339 amino acids. NCBI's taxonomy places the organism in Eukaryota, Metazoa, Arthropoda, Insecta, Hemiptera, Cimicidae. The transcript is spliced from 23 exons. The record is from RefSeq and is a predicted model, not a curated record. Gene Ontology annotation, molecular function: ATP binding; protein serine/threonine kinase activity. Gene Ontology annotation, biological process: protein phosphorylation.
ACGUCAUUUCCAGGCGUGGUGGAGUAAAAUGGAUUCCGAGUUUUGAUGUAUCGGAAAGUGGCCGAGGGACCGAAGUGAAACAGGUGUUUUUCCGUUCGGUUUUUCUUUUUUACGUUGCCCUUUUCCGUUUUCCCCCUUCGGCCCAGGACCCGCGCACCCAUCAGGAAAAUGAGGAGGAGGAGACGGAGCCCGCACUGACCCAUCCGAAGUUUGUUUUCCAAGAAAAAUAAAGUGGGACUCGGGACUUUUCCGGGGGCGCGAGUGAGUUUCCACAGUUUUUCCACCCCCGGCCGCGACUCAGAUGCGAUUCGGCCGAAGGUCCUUCCUUCGUUUUCGCCCUUUUCUCAGGGGGAAGACUACUCGCGAGUUUCCAAUUAUGUGACUUUAUUUCCCUGACAAUUUUUUUCGGUGAUUUUUUUUUUAAAUUCCGCAGUGAAAAUGAACGCGAAAGUGCGAAAAAGGUUCAAAUCCAAAUGUUAAAAACAGUGACAUAAGGAUUAGCGAGAACGUUUUCCCUUGCAAAUUUUGUUUUGCCUUUUUUUUUACUGAAACGAGAAAAGUUGAUGAAGUGUGUCAAUUUUUGAUAUCCGCAGGGUCGAUUUGAUUAGGGUUUCGUCUUCAUUUUUUAUAUAUAUUUAAAAUGUCGUUUCUGAGCAAUUUGAAGAAAGUCCUCCACCUCGGGGGCAACGAGUCGAAGAAGAAGAAAGUCUUCAACAACAUUCAGAUGGAAUGCGACCCCGAGGAGUUCUGGAACAUCAUCGGAGAGCUGGGCGAUGGAGCCUUCGGAAAAGUCUACAAGGCCCAGUCAAAGAGUACCAAUGCCCUUGCUGCUGCGAAAAUGUGCCUUCUGGAAGGUGAAGACGACCUUUCAGAUUUUAUGAUUGAAAUAGACAUCCUGUCUGAAUGCAAGCAUGAAAACAUAGUCCAGCUCUACGAAGCAUUCUUUACCAAUAGUAAACUAUGGAUGUUAAUAGAAUAUUGUGACGGAGGCGCUUUGGACUCAAUUAUGGUCGAGCUUGAAAAACCUCUGACUGAACCACAGAUUGCCUACGUCUGUCAGCAAAUGUGCCAGGGCCUUUCGUUCCUACAUCACAAUAAAGUCAUCCAUCGAGACUUGAAAGCUGGUAAUGUGCUCCUAACGAUGGCGGGUGGAGUCAAACUGGCCGAUUUCGGAGUUUCCGCUAAAAACAAAUCGACACUCCAAAAGCACGACACAUUCAUAGGCACACCAUAUUGGAUGGCACCGGAGGUCGUGCUUUGUGAGACUUUCAGGGACAAUCCCUAUGACUUUAAAGUGGACGUAUGGUCUCUUGGAAUCACGCUUAUAGAAUUCGCUCAAAUGGAGCCUCCAAACCAUGAGAUGUCUCCGAUGAGGGUCCUCCUUAAAAUCCAGAAAUCCGAUCCGCCCAAAUUGGACCAACCAUCGAAAUGGUCCAAAAACUUUAACGAUUUCAUUUCUAAGACACUUGUCAAAGACCCGACACAAAGGCCAAAUGUAGACUAUUUACUUACGCUUCCUUUUAUUAGUGGUGAAUUAGAUUCAAAACCUGUUAGGGAUUUACUUCUUGAGUAUAAGGCUGAAGUAGUUGAAGAAGUUAUCGAUGAUGAAGCUGAUGAGCAGCGCACAUCUCAGCUUCCCCUGGAUCUGGACAAUGGAGAAGAUGAUUCUGCUUCGAUCAAGUCUGAUCCAGAUCUUAAGAUUGAGGAAGCUGUAGACGGAGUUAAACCUGAAGUAGAUAUAGAAAAUAAACCAAAAUUAGACAAUUUGCCUGAUAAAAAAUCCGCCGUUGUACCUGCACCACCACAAAUGGCCAAGAAGAAUGAAGUGUUGGAAAGGAGGAUAUCGCACGACAAAGGACCUGCACCUCCACCGCCAUCUGUUGUUAAAGAGCCGCCUAAAGAAACGACUCCACCACCCGUACCUGUAGUACCAAUCGUACCUCCAGUAAAAGAAAAGGAAAUCAAAGAAGAGAUCAAAGAGGGAGAGCCGACGGAUGUGAAGGAAGAACCCAUUGUGCCACAGUUGAGAAGGCCGUCGAUCGAUUUUAGGCCGACAAACAUCGAAUUUGUAGACAAUAACCAUUCACAGCAGAAUGAAGAGACGGUUUCUUUGGCCAAGGAUAGUCGCAAGCGAUCGCUUUCUGUUGAAAGGAGUUCUGAAGUGAUCAUCCCGACAGAGCGACCUGACCAGGUUAAAGAGAACGUUGAAAGCACGGAUAGGAGUCGAGGGCCAAGACCCGGGGCACGACCCGUUUCCAUGAUGCCAACAACAGAAAUCAAUGGCGGCUGGAAAGAACAUUCACGAGCCAGAAGCUCAUCAGCAAGCAACCGGAAUCGCAGAAGACCUGCACCUCCUCCAUUGUCCGAAGAAGUCAUUACUGCCCUUGCCAAGCCUUCACCUCAUUCUAAAGUUGUUGAUUCAACUGGGGAUAAUAAAAAGGCCACGACUGUUCGUAUUGGAGACGAGGAGCCACCAAGGACGAGGGAUAUGCUCGAGAGCAAUAUAACCGUUGUAACCACAGUCCAUCCACCUGUUCUGCAUGUUCAUCCGAAUGUGCCUAGUCCUGUGCUUCCCGCUUCUCAAAGCCCUGCCGGCAGUCAGGUUGUCAUCGUGUCGAACGAAAACAACAAGACACUCGUCGAUUCCGAGGAGGACGAUGUCGUCGUAGUUAGGUCGAGCCCUGUCGUGGAUGUCAAGGAAGAGGACAAUCAUGAUACGAGUCACAUUUCUGUGAUUACAGUCGGAGAUACAAGCGUAGUCGAUUCCCGCGCCGGUGGCGACAGCUGGAAUUCAUUAUAUGAAGAAGACUCGUUAACGAUCGUCGGCAAUCCAAACCGUGGCACUUCUAUAAUCGUCGAAGGGACACCGACUCCAGAGCCUGAUACCACACCGCAAAAACCGCACAGGCCAAACGGCCAGCCUGCCAUACCUCCAGAACCCGAAGAAGUUUAUAUCAUAGUCAACAAUUCUACAAACAUGCAAAAAAUUGCUGAUGGAGGUGGGGAUAGACACAAGAGAACCAUGUCUCAUGGACGAUCAAGCUCCCAGUCCGAUACAGCAUCAACAACAGGAAAUAGGACGCCUCCUUCUGCUGCAAGCACUAGAACCUUCGAUAGGUCUGAUGCUGAAAGUGUAUCUACAACUAUUAGUCAAGACAGUAGAGAAAGCAAUAAGGAAAACAGACCGAGCAGGUUACACGACGGGGAAGUUGUUCUUAGACCAAAGGCUGAUUAUGAUAGGAAUGAAAAUUCGAGGCACAGUCGAUCAAAAGAGAAGUUGGAGUUAAUGAACCUUAAGAAAAAAACCAGGAAACGGACUAGAAAAUUUGAAAUCGACGGUGUUGUGGUGGUGACGACAACUAACACCGUUAUCUACGGCGAUGAUGAGAAUGGCAAAGGCUUCGACGACCAUGUUUUUAGCUAUUACAGAAAACAAGAACUCCGGGAGUUGAAAAUGCUUCAGAAACAGGAGCAGAAACAAUUCCAAGACAUCGCGUUCAAGAACCACAUGGCAAAAGAACAGCAGGACAAGAAAUUCGAGCAGGAACGGACUGCUUUGACUCGAAGUUAUGAAAGCGAACUUGAAACGCAGUCGAGACAGCAGAGGCAGAUGGUCGAGAAGGCGGAGCAACAGCAAGAAGCCGACCUGCGGCUCACGAGUAAGAAGAUCCGAGCAGAGCAGGAGCGUGAGCUCAAAGAAUUCCGCGAGAGCCAAAAACAAGAGAUGCGCUUGCUUAAACAAGAGGUCGAUCUGAUGCCCAAAGAUAGAAGAAAGAACGCGUUCAAAACCAGAAAGGAAAAACUCGAAGCUGAGCACGAAGAGAAGGAACGGCUUUUCUUGCAAAAAUUAAACGAAAACCAUGAAACUUCUCUUAGGCGGCUAAGUGAUUCUCACAGGGAAAAAAUCGCUUUGAUGGAUCGGCAAUUUCUACAGCAAAAGCAACAGUUAAUGAGAGCCCGCGAAGCAGCGCUCUGGGAAUUGGAAGAAAGGCAAAUCCACGAUAAACACCAACUAGCUAAACGGCAGCUUAAGGACAGCUUUUUCCUUCAGAGGCAUCAAAUGCUUAUAAGGCAUGAUAAAGAGCUAGAACAUAUGAAAAGGCUGAACCAACGCAAGGAAGAGGACCUUAUAAAGAGACAGGCCAUCGAGAAAAGGGCCCAUCCCAAGCGUAUAAAGUCCGAGAUGAAAGCCAGGGAGAUGAUGUUCCGAGAGAGCCUCAGGAUAAACAUGGCUAGCUCACCAGAUGCCGAUCACGAGCGAAAUUUGUUGAAAAAGUUUCAAGAAAACGAGAAGAAGCGAUACAGGUUGGAGACGCAGAGGUUCGACCAAAAACACCAGAGGCAGCUCGAAGAGCUGAGAGCCACUUCGGAAGCGACGAUCAAAGAACUCGAACAGCUCCAAAAUGAAAAAAGGAAAAUGCUCAUGGAGCACGAGACGAUGAAGUUAAAGGACCAGGAAGAAGAGUACAGCAAGGAGUUGCGAGAAUGGAAGGGGUUGCUCAAGCCGAGAAAACAGCGGCUCGAGGAACAGUUUGCGCAGCAGCUUGAGGAGCAAGAGGCGAUAUACGGGCCGACGCACCCGCUCCCGGCCGACCUGGCUGAACCCGUUCAUCACAGGAGCUCGACGCGCAGCAGCCUGUCAUCUGUGUCGGCCGAUUAGAUUUUCGGUUCGAGCAACCGUUAUCGAGUCUGGAACACACGUGAUCUCUUUUUUCCAGUUCAACUCCAACAUCUCCCCUCCUUCGACCUUCCCCCACUCAGCAUUCUAAUGUGCCCCAUUCACUUUCCAAAAGUGACUGAAAGUGUCAUCCCCAAAAUGUGAUGGUGACACUACCUCCCUCUCAAAAGCCAGAAACGCCCCUUGGAGUUUGCGGGGUAUUCCUACACCUGUAGAAAGGUCAUUGUCGUGGUUCCAUUUGUGGGCUUCUUCUAUGCUCCUAAUUCGAUGCUGAGCCUGAUAAGUUGCAAUUGAUGGGUGUGUAUGGGGCUUAAUUCUUGAGCGUGAAGAUUCAGGGAGUUGCACCGGGGAAGACAGUCAAAAUAUAGGACAUCCUAUAACUUUAAAAGAGUCUAUUACGUGGGCUAAGAUACGCGGUGUUGUUAUUGUACUCGACGACAAUUUCUUGAUAACAUUCUUGUGUUGCUUUGGCAAUACCUCUACGGGUACACAUCGUAUAAGAUGGAUCGUCUCUCCGCGAGUCAGGGCAGUCUAACCCGGUGCCUUUCUAUAUGAAUAGGCAAACUCGUCCUCGGAAAUAUACACUAAUGCCAGGAGGUUAGUUAGGAUGGUGGCCUCGGAAUUGCACUUUUGAAGCAUCAGAUUUUCAUACAUGUUAUUCAUUUGUUCUCCAAGGUAGUGUUCGUCACAAACAAUUUUGGUGUUUAUGUAUGCUAUCAAGUCAGUGUUAACUGGAUUAUGUGACUUUAAUGUAAAGAAUUUCAUGCCUUCUCUAACAUAAGUCACAUACAAUCUUGGAUGUUCUGUAGCAAACCCUGGUUGAUUGCUUGAUAGGAUUCUUCAACAUUAGGGAGAAUAUACUUUCACCAGCAACUACACUGAUAAUUUUAUAAUAUAAUAUAUAACCCACCCUGGUGGU